GUACAAUUGCGCCACCAGGUUCCGACCACCCACGCCAAAUACGUGUCAAAUUGCUAAUACCAUUAUCAGCUUCAAUUGCAUCAUCGUCGUCAUCGACAGUAAUUAUUGUUUGUCCACUCGGUCAUGCUUGUGCUUGUUAUAACAAUAAAGCUAUCUGCUUUACUCAUUAACUAUUAACUAGGUUAAUAUUUGAUCUCAACCUGCUGACAUUUGUUUUGUUUCGCUUCCCAUAUUAGAAAGAUUUAUAGUAUCAACAAGAUCAUGUUUAAAAUAAACACUUUAUAUGGAAGCAUCGUUUAUUCCGCUGACUCCAUCAAGUAGGUAACAGCGGCGUAGGCGAUGGUGGUAUACAUUGCAACGUGCCGAUUUGAAUCCAAGGUCUUUCCUAGUGGAAGAGAACGGAGUUUCCUGCGCCGCCUAUCUCUGCGCACACCGACAUUCGCACGUGCACGCACACGCGCCCACGUGUCGCUAUUCUUUGUGUUAAAUCUUUCCUAGCUACCGUACCGUUGCGAGGCAUCUUCUUUUUGUGCCGUCCUGUGGCGUUUGAUGUCGGAGCCUCCAAGCGCUUCAUUAUAUAGGCGACGGGCGAUGCGCGCGCUCGCAGUUAGUGUGUCACUGGAGCCGGCGCGAGAGGUGGCCUGCAAGGACUGUACACUGACUGAGCCGCCGCCAACCUUUUUUUCCGUGCGUGCGAUGUUUUCACUUUCGUCAUUUUGACUGGGCCAGUUUAAUUUGACGUCGCUCGCGCACGGACGUGCCUAGAAUCGGACGUUGUGUUAUCCUGUGAUCGUUGGUGCCGCGGAUUGUUUGUUUUCUAUAUUUUUAUGUGGAAAAGAUGGCUGUGAUAUAGUGCUAAAUAAUGUUUGAUAGCAACAUUCUUUUGAAUUUCUACAAUGAGCUUGUGAAUAGAAAUGCUUUGCAGUUGGCGAGUGCUGGAAUGAUGGGCGAAGGCUUGCUGACGCUGACGUACGGCAAGCACCACGCCUGCAUCCUGAAUGAAGUGGGGGCGGCGUGGCGCGGCGCAAGAUAUUCCGACCUUGUGCUCGUGUGCGAUGACGCCGUGCCCCUUGCCGCGCACAGGAUCGUCAUGGCUGCUGCUAGCCCACUCAUAAGAAAAAUUCUCGAUGAUACACCAUCAGUCGAGUGCCCUGUCACUAUCCACAUGUCUGGCAUCAGCAGCACUCUCAUGAGGCAUCUCCUUGUCUUCUUGUACAGUGGUCAAGCUUACAUUGAGUCUGGGGAAAUCGAUGACAUGCAAGAAUUAUUUGAGCUACUGGAAAUUAAAUCGGAUGUAUGGAAGUCAACAAAAGAAAGGCAACAGGCAGAAGAAAGGAAUCGAUCUUGCGAACGACGACCUAAAAACCUCAAAACAGAUAUAAACAGUAAUGAAAGCAGUAAACACGAUGCACCGUCUGGAUCUUCACAUUCUGAAAGCGAUAGGGUCACUCCUGGAACAGGCACACAUAAAGACAGAGGUGACGAAGGAUUAAGUAUAAAGAAAGAAAGCAUGUCGACCAGUAGUAAUGACGAAAGAGAAGAUGAAGAUCAUGAUGGUGAGAAUAAGGAAUGUGGACGGCUUACGAAUCGGCGGAGAAGUUCUUCAAAUCCGGUUAAUCUGUCACUUGCGCGCAACUCGGAAAAUUCUGGUGGGGAACACGAUGAUUCACAAGAUGUCGAUGUGGAAACUGUCGCUGCAAAGAAUAUCAACAGAAGAAGAUCUACCACAUCAAGUCAAGAUGAACAACCACAAGAACAGGUAUACCGACGACAACUGCUCAGUGACCGACUAGGACGAGGUAUCGAGCGGGCUAAACGGAAAUCACAUUAUCUGGAACCCCCUGAACUGGACUUACGAACAGUGAAAUUAGAAGAUUAUGCACACCUCAAACCACCUGAUCAAGAUCUUAUGUCUCUUGUGCAGACAUCGCCAGAAAACUACGUCGUCACGCCUCACAGAAAACGAAGGCCAGGUUUCCAUAAUUCACCGUCACAGAAUCCACCGUUUGUAUCAUUCGCUCCAAGUUACUUAGAGGAGAUGGCGCAUUUGCGAUAUGCCCAAGGUCCUGGAGGGGGAGCUGGUGUCGCAGCAAGCGCUCGGCUUAGCGCUUUACAUCCACUUAGUGCAUCUGCACCGCCUUAUCUACCAGAAAGAAGCGCGACUCCACCCGCAGCCGCGCAUGAUGACGUUCUGAAAUACCGACCUCCCAGCGCAGGUUCAUGGGGUACGUGGCUUUGCCAACCGCAAAUAGGGGGAGACGAUGCGCCCUCAACAGAACACGAGCAAGGUUCCAGUAAACAAGCUCCCGUUCGAGAGUACCGAUGCGAAUAUUGCGGCAAGCAGUUCGGUAUGUCGUGGAAUCUCAAGACACAUCUUCGAGUUCAUACUGGUGAAAAACCAUUCGCUUGUCGACUCUGCGUUGCUAUGUUCAAACAGAAAGCGCAUUUGUUAAAACAUCUGUGUUCUGUACAUCGGAACGUGAUAUCGUCGAGCGAAAACGACGGAAGAACCAACACGCCAGGCCGUUUUAACUGUUGUUUUUGCCAACUAACCUUCGAAGCAUUACCGGAACUUAUACGACAUCUAUCAGGGCCACACAAUAGCCUGCUUCUCAGCAAGAACCUGCAUGAAUGACAGCCGCUUAUUUGACGCAGGCGCUCGCGUAACUUUGGACAUUGAAAUUUUUUUCUCUCGAUUCGAGAGCUCAAUUGUGAUAUGUGAUUAAGAAGGAUAAUGAUAAGUGUUUAGUUGUAAGACAUGUGAUAUCGCAGAGCGAUACUCAUAGUAAGGCAUUCACUGGUCUCUGUGGAUAUGAUGCUAAACGACUAUAUAAAAUCACAUGUUUGCCGAAUGGGUCCAAAUUGUUAUAAUUUGUUUAAAAAUUAUAAUCCGGGACCAAAACCUUCCGAGAUAGUAUUUAUUUGAAAGAUGUAUCCUUAGGGUAAAUAUUAUUUAAAAGCCACCGACACAUUAAUAAUUCCUUAAGAAUAGAAAAUAGACAUAGUCAAAGAAAAGUUGCGAAGUUUGUACCGUGAAUCACGAUUGUCACUUGAACUACCUCCUAAUUUAAACAGUAUCUUGAACCACAGAGUGACGCUAAAUAUGGUUUUGCAUAGUCUUUCUACUUGUACCAAGUAUAGAGAUAAAGGUUCUAGUCAGAAUUGGAACUUAGCAUUAGGUGAAUCAUGUCAAUUCGUUGAAUUAAGGAAAAUUUUUGGUGCUUCCACUAAAACGUAAACUACCCCGCACAAAAUUCUGUUUACGAUCUCAACGCGAUCACGCCCUUGAUAAAAAUUCUAUCAAAAAUCAAACUGUAUCUUUGUGUCUGUUCCAAUGCAGCAUCUGACUCCGCAUUUCGCAGCUUUUCAAUGACAUUUUUCAAUCUCAAUAUUAGAUUUUAUCGCUCUAUGUAAUUUCUUAAAUAAAGAAGCAAUGUGUUCGUUAUAUUGUACG
This is a messenger RNA of Hyposmocoma kahamanoa, 3454 nucleotides long. RefSeq names its product transcription factor Ken (gene ken). Gene Ontology annotation, biological process: regulation of transcription by RNA polymerase II. Gene Ontology annotation, cellular component: nucleus. Gene Ontology annotation, molecular function: DNA-binding transcription factor activity; RNA polymerase II cis-regulatory region sequence-specific DNA binding; protein binding. The transcript has 5 exons. Bases 863 to 2635 code for a protein of 590 amino acids. NCBI's taxonomy places the organism in Eukaryota, Metazoa, Arthropoda, Insecta, Lepidoptera, Cosmopterigidae. The record is from RefSeq and is a predicted model, not a curated record.